Molecule: messenger RNA, 2393 nt
Organism: Pseudogymnoascus verrucosus
Lineage: Eukaryota; Fungi; Ascomycota; Leotiomycetes; Thelebolales; Thelebolaceae
Exons: 2
Coding region: 81-1991 (636 amino acids)
Biological process (GO): DNA-templated transcription initiation; RNA polymerase II preinitiation complex assembly
Cellular component (GO): transcription factor TFIID complex; SAGA complex; SLIK (SAGA-like) complex
Molecular function (GO): protein heterodimerization activity; TBP-class protein binding; DNA binding
Source: RefSeq, a predicted model, not a curated record
CUGCCGCAGAUGAGCCGGGGUUAACAACCCAAACUAUUCACUUCGCUAUCACAUAGAAUUCAUACUAUCAGACAGCGACAAUGAACGGCUUCCAGAAUCCCCAAGGGCAGCAGCCACCCCAGCAAUCACCCCAGCAGUCUCUCCAACAGCCUCCCCAGCAGCAACAGCCCCAGCAACAGGCACAACCUCGUAUGCUCUUCAAGCCAGAGCACAUGCGCGCGCUUCCCGAUAAAUUCAGUAUAGAAGAGAAGAAGAAGUGGGAAAAUGGCCUUGCCAUGCUAUACAGGCAGAUAGAGGCGAACCCGCCCGACACCCAGGCGCAUCGCGAUGCGGCAAAGAAGAUCCGCGACUUCUCCGUCACUCUACACAAUAAGAUGCAGGCGACUGCGAAUCGACCACAGGUCAACCCAAAUCAGCAGCGACCACCUAGUCAGGCUCCUUCACAGCAAUCUCAAGCUGAUGGUUCUGCACCUCCAUCCCAGCCUCAGCCCACCGCCCAAACUGCCCCAGCGAGACCACCUGUAUCCGAAAACAUGCGGAACCAUGUGAAUUCAUUCCCAUACGUUGCGCCAUCAACCUUAGGUCCUGCAGAGGCGGCACAGUGGAUUCAAGAGAUAAAGGGAAAAUACCUGAAGGCGCUUCUUACGAUGGAGAACACGGCGAGUGGAGUCAAACGACUUGAGGCGCAGGUGGCUGUGAGGACACAGGGCGGGAAACCCUUAACGCCAGAAGAGCAGAAAGAGUUACAAAUCAAGAAGGAGGCGUUCCAGAAGAACCACGGCGAUGCAAAGCGCUUCGUUGAUCAGUUCCGGAGACAACAAUCGGAUGCAGCAGCACAAGCAGCAGGUGGCUCGCAGGCCCAGCAGCAACCCUCCCACCCACCGCAGGGCAUCGCAAUCCCUCCCCGCCCAACAAUGAACACCCAACAGCCCGCACAGAGCCAGGCGAUGGCGCAAACCGAAGCAGUGCAGGCCGCAAUGCAAGCAGGGCGAAACCAGCAAGUCAACGGCGGCCGUCCCAGUGCCCCUCCCCCAAACCAGCAGAACGAGUUACAACAGCAACAGCAACAACAAAACCAGAGUCAACCAAUAGGUGCAGCAAACGCGGCCAGCAUGCCCGCAGCGCAAAAUGUGCAAGGUGGUGGUGCGGCCAUAAAAACGGAAAGUGCGACUGCUCCUCCUGGCGGCCUUCCCCAUGUGAACACCGCGCUCGCAACAGCCCCGCACAUCCAGCAGAUGCAGAACCGUCAACAACCCGCGCAGAACUCACCACAAUCCGCCGUCCCCCCCCAAGCAACGUCUGUUGGGCCCCCCAAGCCACUCACGCACUCUGAUGCAGUAGCGCACGCUGCUCGCACGUAUUCCAGUAGCCAGGCUAGCACGGGACAGGCGAGCGUGAUGGCGAGCCACUCGCACCCCCCCUCGCUUCCUCGCGACGCGCCGAAUAUAAAGACGAACCUGAUGCCGAUUCCGAAAAUUCUUCCGCCGAGAGCGACGGAGUCGCCGCAUCCGAUGCAGAUGCCUCCUACGCGACCGACGUAUUCGGGGGGACCGUCGGGGAGUGGGAGUGGGCUUAUGCAGCAGCCUGUUAUGCAGAAGGCGCCGGGGUUUAAUGUGGAGGGGGAUGCCGAGAGGGUGCUUAAUAAACGGAAGCUGGAUGAGCUUAUAAGGCAAGUUACGGGCGGGGGGGAGGGGUUGGAUAAUUCGGAGGGGCUUACGCCGGAGGUUGAAGAUUGCGUCCUCUCCGUCGCCGACGAGUUCGUCGACCAAGUCAUCACAGCGGCCUGCAAGUGCGCCAAAGCGCGCGGCUCCAAGACCCUCGAGAUCCGCGACAUCCAGCUCAUCCUCGAGCGCAACUACAACAUCCGCAUCCCCGGCUACGCGUCCGAUGAGAUCCGCACCGUGCGCAAGUUCCUUCCCGCGCAGGGCUGGAUCGCGAAAAUGAGCGCGGUGCAGGCUAGUAAGGUUACGGGGGGGAAGGCGGAUUUGUGAUGAGGGGUUUGUGAAGAUGUAGGGCGUGGAGGGGGAAGGAGGGCGUUUGCUUUGUUUUCUUAAAGGGAUGUGGGAAAGGGCGUUGAGGGUUUGGGGGGAGUGUAAUUUUAGGGUUGCUUUUCGGCGGCGGAGGUUGAGGACCAUGGUGAUGCGUGGGAUUUUGUGGUUGGGAUGAGGUUUAGUUUCCAACAAUGCAGUGGCUUUCAACCAGGUCGUUUUUCGGCGCAUCUUUGUGACGUCUUAUUGACUGCCUUCAGAUUUGUGAAGGUUGUACCUCACUUGUUCAACCACACGCUAUCAUUCAUCUGAACUUCGAGCAUCUAGAUACGGGCCAGAAAUAUUCUAAGGUAUGGUAAAACACUAGGGGAUAGUUUCUAAUUCACACCAACUCAUAAAACUCAC